GUUCCCUCCCCAGUGGACGGUUGUAUGGACUGGUCGGUGGACUACCUGAAGUACCGGGUUCUGCAGGGGGAGCCGGUGCGCGUCAAGUGCGCCCUGUUCUACGGCUACAUCCGGGCCAACUACACGCAGGCGCAGAGCGUGGGCCUGAGCCUCAUGUGGUACCGCAGCUCGGGUCUGGGCCACGGGGACUUUGAGGAGCCCAUCUCCUUCGACGGCGUGCGCAUGAGCAAGGAGGAGGACGCCAUCUGGUUCCGGCCCGCCGACCUCCAGGACGUGGGGCUCUACUCCUGCGUGCUGCGGAACUCCACCUACUGCAUGAAGGUGUCCAUGUCUCUGACGGUGGCCGAGAACGACACCGAACUCUGCUACAACUCCAACAUGAGACGGACGGAGAAGGCCGAGCUCAGCAAGAGCAAAGACAUCCUAUGUCCGGACAUCGACGACUACGUGGAACCCGGCAAGGAGCCGGACAUCACCUGUACAAGGUGGUGCCGUCCGAAGCAAUGGCGCGCCAGCAUCCUGCGGAAGAGAGACACCCUGUCCAUCCAGGAGGUGAAGGAGGAUGACAUCGGGAACUAUACCUGUGAGGUCCAGUUCGGGGGCUUCGUGGUCAGGAGAACCACCGAACUCACCGUCACCGGUAGGUCCUCCCCUCUCAUCUCCGCCCCUCUCCUCCCAUCUCCCCCCUACCCAGGGGAACACAGCAACAGCCACUACCCACGGCAGGACCUCUUCUGCUGA
This is a messenger RNA of Gadus macrocephalus (Pacific cod), 741 nucleotides long. Its product is annotated as interleukin-1 receptor accessory protein-like 1-A. The record is from RefSeq and is a predicted model, not a curated record. Gene Ontology annotation, biological process: negative regulation of exocytosis. The transcript is spliced from 4 exons. Lineage: Eukaryota; Metazoa; Chordata; Actinopteri; Gadiformes; Gadidae. The annotation marks the transcript as partial.